Molecule: messenger RNA, 609 nt
Organism: Lentinula edodes (shiitake mushroom)
Lineage: Eukaryota; Fungi; Basidiomycota; Agaricomycetes; Agaricales; Omphalotaceae
Product: 1,4-benzoquinone reductase
Exons: 8
Coding region: 1-609 (202 amino acids)
Molecular function (GO): FMN binding; NAD(P)H dehydrogenase (quinone) activity
Source: RefSeq, a predicted model, not a curated record
AUGGCACCGAGGAUUGCAAUCAUUAUCUAUUCGAUGUUCGGCCAUAUUGCAAAGAUGGCCGAAGCUGUAAAAACUGGCGUAGAAAAUGCUGGUGGAUCUGUCAAAAUCUUCCAGAUUCCAGAAACGCUUCCCCAAGAGAUUCUGGACAAGAUGCAUGCUCCUGAGAAGCCCAAUUACCCCGUUAUCAACGUAGACCAACUCACUGAAUUCGACGCGUUUUUAUUCGGUAUUCCUACCCGGUAUGGCAAUUUCCCUGCUCAGUGGAAGACAUUCUGGGACGCCACUGGCGGCCUUUGGGGUAAAGGAGCUCUCGCUGGAAAAUAUGCUAGCGUUUUUUUCUCUACCGCUUCACCUGGAGGAGGUCAAGAGUCUACUGCCAUGAACGCCAUGUCGACACUUGUUCACCAUGGAGUGAUCUUCAUACCCUUGGGAUACUCUGUUGCUUUCGCGCAGUUGACAAAUAUGGAGGAGGUUCGCGGCGGAUCUCCAUGGGGCGCGGGUUGUUUUGCCGGACCCUCUGGGACGAGACAACCGUCGGCUUUAGAGCUCGAGAUUGCAACUAUCCAAGGGAAACACUUCUACACGACCGUUUCCAAAGUUAACUUCUAG